CCGCCCCGCCCCGGCCGCUCGUUUCCUGCCGGCGCCGCCAUGAAGUGUCACUACGAGGUGCUGGGGGUGAAGCGCGACGCCUCGGACGAGGAGCUGAAGCGGGCGUACCGGCGGCUGGCGCUGCGCUGGCACCCGGAUAAAAACCUAGAGAAUGCAGAGGAAGCAGCAGAACAGUUCAAAUUAAUCCAGGCAGCAUACGACGUGCUCAGUGACCCCCAGGAAAGAGCCUGGUAUGAUAAUCACAUCGAGGCUCUGCUGAAAGGAGGAGUUGAUGGAGAGUAUCAAGAUGAUAGUUUAGACCUGCUACGCUACUUCACUGUUAGCUGUUACUCUGGAUACGGAGAUAAUGAAAAGGGAUUUUUUACAGUCUAUCGACAAGUUUUUGAAAAGAUUGCAAAGGAAGAGGUGGAAUAUACGACCCAUGAAGGUACUGAAGAAUUCCCUACGUUUGGAUAUUCCGAUAGUGACUAUGAUACGGUAGUCCACCCUUUCUAUGCUUAUUGGCAGAGUUUUUGUACUCAGAAAAACUUUGCUUGGAAAGAAGAAUAUGACACACGACAUGCCUCAAACCGCUGGGAGAAACGAGCCAUGGAAAAAGAGAACAAGAAAACGAGAGAUAAAGCAAGGAAAGAAAGGAAUGAACUGGUCCGUCAGCUAGUAGCCUUUGUUCGUAAAAGAGAUAAAAGAGUACAGGCUCAUAGAAAACUCAUAGAAGAGCAAAAUGCAGAAAAAACUAGGAAAGCAGAGGAAUUUCGGAGGCAGCAGAAGCUCAAACAAGCCAAGCUUGCUGAGCAGUAUAAAGAACAGAGCUGGAUAACUAUGUCAGAUCUGGAGAAAGAACUGCAAGAGAUGGAGGCGCAAUAUGAAAAGGAAUUCGGGGAUGGAUCAGAUGAUGAAGAUGAAUUAGAAGAACUGGAGACAAAAGUCAUUGAAGACAAACUGAAUGACGAUGCUGAAGAAGCUGAGUUUGUUGAGGGUCUGUUCUGCCCUGCUUGUGACAAAUGGUUAAAAACUGAGAAAGCCAUGAAAAAUCAUGAAAAAUCAAAGAAGCACCGAGAAAUGGUAGCUCUGUUACGACAGCAACUGGAAGAAGAGGAGGAGAAAUUUCCUGUGUCUCUGAAUGAUGCAAGUAGAAUACAUACCGAAGAAGAGGAAGAAACUGACGACAUGCCCAAGCAGAAACUCUCAAAGAAGCAGAGGAAGAAACAGAAAACAAUGAUGACUUACGAGGACUCUGUUGAUAAGAGUGCCGAUGAAGAAACUGUUGAACAAAAGGAGGUGUCCUGUGUGAACAAGGACAGUGGCCCAGCAGAGGAGUUGGUAAAUGAUAGCCAAAGAUGUGCUAUGUCAGAGGACACAAACACUACAGAAGAUGUCAGCCAAGUGAAUGAAGCAAAAACUGAAGCAAAAAGCAGUGUGAAGCUUAAAGGGAAAAAAGCCAAGGAUGCAAAAAAAUCUGCUAAGGCAUCUGCAGAGCACCCAACAACGAAUGAAGUCCCCAUCCACUGUGUAACUUGCAACUGUGCAUUUCCAUCCCGAAAUAAACUAUUUGAACACCUAAAAGCCACAGGACAUGCAAAAGCAACACAAGCACCAGCUGUAAAUGGCACUGUGAACAGCAGAAACAAAAAAGAGAAACGUAAGAACAGAUAGAACUUCGCUACCAUGACAGUAUUCAGAAUUGUACAUGAAAACUCUCCCAAAACUGAAAGGUGCACAUUGCCUCUGUUCAAUUUUUGAAACAGAGAAGGCAAGUCCUAAUUUUGUGAAAAAAGGAAGAUGUGAUAAAGGGGAUAUUCUCUUGUGAAGGGUCCCGUGCUUUCUUUUGUUCUAACAGCCUUUCUUUAAUGACUGGAGUUUACCUGCCACAUCAGCAGCUUUUGUGUUGGGGAUGGGGAAGCAUUCAUUCAAAGCUAUUCACUUUCUGUUUGUGUAGAAUAGCACGGAUAAAUUACCCACACAGAGGAAAUAAUAAAUUAUUUGAGCAUUG
Cuculus canorus (common cuckoo) is the source of this 1990-nucleotide messenger RNA. RefSeq names its product DnaJ heat shock protein family (Hsp40) member C21 (gene DNAJC21). Gene Ontology annotation, cellular component: cytoplasm. The coding region runs from base 40 to 1653 and encodes 537 amino acids. NCBI's taxonomy places the organism in Eukaryota, Metazoa, Chordata, Aves, Cuculiformes, Cuculidae. Gene Ontology annotation, molecular function: zinc ion binding; nucleic acid binding. The transcript has 12 exons. The record is from RefSeq and is a predicted model, not a curated record.